UAUUCCCAAACUAUUAUAACAUCACCUCAUUCCAACAAUGUCCUCACCUUACCCCCUCUUCUUCCCCGGGAUUCCAUCACUGGCCGGUUGGUGACGAUGAAUGACACUGUCCGUGAAGACCUGAUCGAAAGCAGGGAAGAUGACAACAACUACUAUCUAGCAGAUGAUGACACCGAUGGAUCCCAUUUCAUAUAUGCUAUCAAUAUGAUCUUAAGCGGCACUGCACGCCUCAAUGUUCUCUUACCUACUGCCACCAUCCUUGCCUUCACCAUUUUCGCUCCUCUGCUAACUAAUGAUGGCAAAUGUGAUACCUUGAGCCGCUGGCUGAUGGGUUUCUUUCUGGUCUUUUCAGCUGCCUCUUGCGUCUUCUUUUCCGUCACUGAUAGCUUUCGAACAGCCACAGGAAGGUUGUACUAUGGUGUGGCGACAUUCAAUGGGAUAUGGACUUUUAAUGGAGGCCGGAAGAAACCAUGCGUGCCAUCUGAUUACAGGCUGCGAUGGGCUGAUCUCUUCCAUACAUCACUUUCGUUAAUCGCUUUCCUCACUUUUGCAGCUUCUCAUACUGAUGUCCUGGAAUGCUAUUAUCGGGCCGUGCCCAGAAAGGUCAUCAAUUCUGCUCCUCUGGUGGUUGGGUUUGUGAUAAGUUUUCUCUUUGUAAUGUUUCCUUCCAGGAGAAGAGGAAUUGGAUAUCCUUUCCUGCUGCAGCGGGAUGCUUUGUACUGCAGAAAUUGAAAGACAUUUUGUUUCCAUCAAAUACAAACCAGAAAAUUGUUUCUUUCCCUCUUCCUGUAUACGAAUACUGCAGAAAUUGAAAGACAUUUUGUUUCCAUCAAAUACAAA
Messenger RNA from Cornus florida, 840 nucleotides. Its product is annotated as protein DMP2-like. The transcript has a single exon. The record is from RefSeq and is a predicted model, not a curated record. NCBI's taxonomy places the organism in Eukaryota, Viridiplantae, Streptophyta, Magnoliopsida, Cornales, Cornaceae. Gene Ontology annotation, biological process: endomembrane system organization. The coding region runs from base 97 to 732 and encodes 211 amino acids.